Messenger RNA from Pestalotiopsis fici W106-1, 978 nucleotides. RefSeq lists its product as uncharacterized. The transcript is spliced from 3 exons. Gene Ontology annotation, molecular function: acyltransferase activity, transferring groups other than amino-acyl groups. Bases 1 to 978 code for a protein of 325 amino acids. The record is from RefSeq and is a predicted model, not a curated record. NCBI's taxonomy places the organism in Eukaryota, Fungi, Ascomycota, Sordariomycetes, Amphisphaeriales, Sporocadaceae.
AUGGCGAAUGUCCAGUCUGUCCAAUUCUCCAGUACGGAAAGACAGCUGACCAGCAGCAACGGCACCGGUCCGGCAACGACCAUGAUCUCUACCGUGGGGGUCGUCGGCGUCGGCGCCGUGGCGGGUGGUGGCCUUGUCGGAAAUGGCAACGUCAAUGCGGCGGCGGCGGCCGACCUCGGCAUCAUCAUGGUGAACAAGGGUCCACCACAGCCGCAGCGUCGCCGGUCCCUGGUGCCCGAGAAAUGGCGCGACCAGGUCCGGGCCGUCGGGCUCUCGGAGCACAAGGAGGCGGGACUCUCGAUUGCGCAGGCCUUUGCCAAUGACGAGCUGGCUCACUACCUGCUCGACGCCGACGACAUGGCUGCCAUCUCCGACGAGGCCCGCUGGCGGCUCCAUGUCGACAUGAUGAAGUAUAUUGUCGCCGCCCACUGCCUCAGCGGUCUGGUCACCACCAUUGGCCCCGAUUAUGAGGGUGUUGCUCUUUGGGCCCCUCCAGCCUCCAACACGGACGACUGGCUCACACUGCUGCGCUCGGGCUCGUGGCGACUAUACUACCUCUUGAGCGCCGGCGGGCGGUACCGCUACUUUUCCGAGCUGCUGCCGCGGCUGCACCAGGUCAAGCACGAGGUCAUGGGCGAGCGUGACGACGACUGCUACUACCUCGUGUACAUCGGCACCAAGCCCUCUGGCCAGCGUCGCGGCUACGCGCGCAAGUUGAUCGAGGCCAUGGCUGUCAGGGCUGAUGUAGAGAAUCGAGCCAUGUAUCUCGAGUCCAGCUCGGAGCGCAACACGGCCUACUACCGCAAGUUUGGCUUCGAGGUCAAGAGAGACAUUUACCUGGGCGAGGCCAUGACGGGUACCGAAGAUGCCGCAGGCAAAUCACCUGUUCGCCUCUCCAUCAUGGUCCGAGAGCCGCAGGUCAUGAGCGGCAAGACCAUCCCCAUCAAGCUUGGUGCCGGCUUCAAGGGCUUGCACUGA